Nicotiana attenuata is the source of this 2796-nucleotide messenger RNA. RefSeq lists its product as uncharacterized. The record is from RefSeq and is a predicted model, not a curated record. The transcript is spliced from 7 exons. The coding region runs from base 47 to 2137 and encodes 696 amino acids. Gene Ontology annotation, molecular function: transcription corepressor activity. Gene Ontology annotation, biological process: negative regulation of DNA-templated transcription. NCBI's taxonomy places the organism in Eukaryota, Viridiplantae, Streptophyta, Magnoliopsida, Solanales, Solanaceae. Gene Ontology annotation, cellular component: nucleus.
ACCACGCGACCCCGUCCCAUCCCAAACGGAAACUCAGUCGGGUGUGAUGGAGGAAGAGGGAGCUGGAUUCAGGCUAAGCAAGAGAUUCUCCGAUAAAGGAGGUGAAGUAGACUACAAAACUAAAGCUGGCACAGCAUGGUCUCACAAUUUCCUUAACCAGAAACCAUGGCACCCUCUCUCUUACCCAAACCAACGUCGCAAGUGGAUUGCCGAACAGACUCAUGCCCAGCGAGAACAACGUGCUAGCGAAAUUGCCCGCGAGUAUGCUCAAGAACAGGAGUUUUUUCGUCAGACUGCUCUUGUCUCCAAGAAAGAGAAAGAGAAGAUGGAGAUGAUGAAAGCUGUUAGCUUUAUGUAUGUGCGACCGCCUGGUUACAAUCCGGAAAGUGCAAAAGCUGCAGAGAUUGCUGACGAAGCACAAAAGCAGGGGCAGGGGCAUGGCGGCACUUCUCAAGACACAUCUGCAGCAGGGGUCUCCACUUCUGGGAGACCUGAAGUGCCACCUGUUCAGGAGAAAAAGAAACCAAGGCCAAAGGAUGUUUUUGGCCGUCUUUUGCCAACAGAAGAAGAAUUUGAAGUGCUUAAAAAUGCUCCAAGGUUGGAAACAGGUGUUGCUGGAAGGGCCAAACCGUUUGGAAUUGAGAUACGUAAUGUCAAAUGCGUCAGAUGUGGAGCCUUUGGCCAUCAGAGUGGUGAUCGUGAAUGUCCAUUGAAAGAUGCUAUUAUGCCGAAUGAAGAGAGUCGAAUAAAAAGAGAUGAUCCUUUAACUGCUAUCCUGGCUCAGACAGAUGCUUCUGAGCCUUUGAAGUGGGAGCUCAAGCAGAAGCCUGGACUCAGCCCUCCACGUGGUGGGUUCAAUCUUGAUGAUCCCAACCAACAGAUAGUUGCUGAGGACAUAUUUGAUGAGUACGGAGGAUUUCUUACUGCGGAUAAUGUACCUGAUUUGCUGGCCAGCUUAUCAAGCAAACCAAAUAAGAAAAAGAAGUCCAGUAAGAGCAAGCACAAAAAGCGGUCUUCACCAGCUAGACCAGAUUUACGUGAUCAAGAAGAAAUUACUUCAUCUUCGGAUGUUGAUGAUAGAGGAAGAACACUGAAGAAGAAAAAGCACAAGAAGAAGUCUCGAAAGCAUUCUGUGUCUUCAGAGGACUCUGAUAGCCAUCGGAAAUGUAGUAGUAACCGACAGAGACAUUCACUGUCAACUAGGAGAAAUCAUUCUGAGUCAAGUUCAGAGGACGAUGAUAAUGACAGGCAUCGGAAAAGGAGUAACAGACACAGACGUUCACGGUCAAGUUCACCUGAGCGUGAAGAUAAGGAACACAGGAAGAAGAAUCAUAAUGAGUCAAGUAGGGAAAGCAUUCCGAGUCAAGUUCAGAGGACGAUAAUAAUGACAGGCAUCGGAAAAGGAAUAACAGACACAGACGUUCACGGUCAAGUUCACCUGAGCGUGAAGAUAAGGAACACAGGAAGAAGAAUCAUAAUGAGUCAAGUAGGGGAAAGCAUUCCGAGUCAAGUUCAGAGGACGAUAAUAAUGACAGGCAUCGGAAAAGGAAUAACAGACACAGACGUUCACGGUCAAGUUCACCUAUGCCUGAAGAUAAGGAACGCAGGAAGAAAAAGCAUUCUGAGUCAAGUAGGGGAAAGCAUUCCGAGUCAAGUUCAGAGGACGAUUAUAAUGACAGGCAUCGAAAAAGGAAUAACAGACACAGACGUUCACGGUCAAGUUCACCUGUGCCUGAAGAUAAGGAACGCAGGAAGAAAAAGCAUUCUGGGUCAAGUAGGGGAAAGCAUUCCGAGUCAAGUUCAGAGGACGAUAAUAAUGACAGGCAUCGGAAAAGGAAUAACAGACAUAGACGUUCACGGUCAAGUUCACCUGUGCCUGAAGAUGAGGAACACGGGAAGAAAAAGCAUUCUGAGUCAACUAGGGGAAAGCAUUCCAAGUCAAGUUCAGAGGACGAUGAUAAUGACAGGCAUCGGAAAAGGACUAACAGACACAGACGUUCACGGUCAGGUUCACCCGAGCCUGAAGAUAAGGAUCGCAGGAAGAAGAAUCGUCACUACCAUCAUCAUCACAGUCGGCACAAUCAUUCUGAUUAUUCAUAACAACGAAGUUAUAUCAUCUAGCUGUUGCCUCCUAUAAAAGAGCUCCAAAACCUACUAGUGAUGCAAAAGCAGUAAAGGGAAAAAUGGUGAGCCACGUUAAACUGAUGGAAGGAAAGUAAUAAGUCAAAUCAUGGAGUUAGCUUCUUGCACCUCUGUAUCUAUGCAAUGUUUUCAUCUUGUGUGGCUAUCAUAUUGGGAUUCUUUGGCUUCCUUUUUUAGGUUACUAGCCCUUAUGCUUCUCCUAAUGCAGAGUGAAUGCAAAUUCUACUAUAUAGAAGCCGCUUGGAAGCAGGUGGAGGUCGUCAUGCCUGCUUCCCAAGGGCCACUUUUGUCUUUUCGUAAAUUUUGCUAACAGCUAACACGCGUAGGGUAAUUUUGACAGGUGGUGCGAUAUAGGGACUCUCACUGCCAACGACUAAUCCCUCCCUGUUCAUCCUCUUUCUUUCUGUGCUUCAUCUUCGAUUUCUUUCUAUCUCACAGCGAUUAAUUUGUUUCAUCUUCUGUCACCUGACAGAGUGAGUAAUGAAUUUGGUUUCACUGUAAUCUAUGAGAUUGUUCAGAAUUAUGUAAGCUCUUCCUUGCUUUGAUACCAAUUUCGCUGCUCCUUUUUAUUUAUCCUUUAAUAGAAAUUAUCUGUACUGUACCUUCUCCUUCAAAGUUGGAUUAUAUGGAUCUCAUUGGUGUUUUUUUUGGACU